AUGAAGAAGCCAUCUCCACAUUCAGACGACUCUGGUCCCUCAAAUUAUCAGAAGCUACCAUCUAUAGCAGAGAUUAUUCAAGCUGAUCAGUACCGCGCUCGUCAUAGCCUAGGUACUCCACCAGCGUCUCCAUCACCUGGUCCAUCAUUCAUCAAGGAAGAGGAGGAUCCUCCACCCCAGCCAAUUCGUCCCCUGUCGAACUUACCUCAUCGCUUUCGUGAUUCAUCCACCGAGAUUUCACUUCCUCGCGCAGGCAGCCUUGAUGUAAAUCAACCUGCACAAGCUCGAUACCAGCACGUUUUGGACCGUUACCCUGAUAACCAGACCUAUAAAGAGGCGUUGGGUCAAAUCAUGUCACUUUCUCAUACUAUCUACAAUUUUGCUCAGGCCAACCAGAGCACUGCCUUGCAGCAGAACACCAUACCUGUGAAUCCUGUCAGGCUCCCGCGAGAGCAGGAGGUCAGUGAUAUGUUUAGAUAUCUGGAAAGGACCAAGCAAUUAUUGCAGCAAGUCGGUCCACCACAAACAUCUCUAGGGCUCCAACUGCCCAAUCCCAUGCCGAUACCGAUGAAUGCGUCGGCAGGAGUUUCAAGGCCAGAUCUGGUGAGUCGUCACCUGACACAACUGGGGACAUGUCUGACGGUCAACAGCCCGUGGUUCUUUCAACACGAUGCUGUAAUUGUAGUAGAUUUAUUGCUCGCGCAUCGCGACAUCGAUCGCAUAGGGGACAGGCUUUGUGCCGAGAUUGUACUUCUUAUCAAACGAGGCAGGAUGCUAAGCGAAGCUCUCGACGUGAUCGGCCACUCUGAAGCCAAGUGCACUCAAAUCGGCACCGCUAAGAUUUGA
Fusarium fujikuroi IMI 58289 is the source of this 846-nucleotide messenger RNA. RefSeq lists its product as uncharacterized. The record is from RefSeq and is a predicted model, not a curated record. The transcript has 2 exons. The coding region runs from base 1 to 846 and encodes 281 amino acids. Lineage: Eukaryota; Fungi; Ascomycota; Sordariomycetes; Hypocreales; Nectriaceae.